AGUAAAAAAAACAAAAGAAAACGCUCCCGCCUCACCACCAGACACCUUGUAAGGCAGCCCAGACAAGAAGACAGCGCGCGCACGACCUCACGUGCAAAGGUAAAAAAAAAUAAAAAAUGCAGCUGAACAACCGGACGAGGCUCACGCGUCUGGAGCUGGUUGUUAUCCAACAUUAGUUUAGGGAAGAACAAAAGAAGAAGAAGAAGAGUCAUGAAGAAACACCCGAGUCCUACAAAACAGCAGCAGCAGCAGCAGCAUCAACCUCCGGUAACGGCUGCUUGUACCGAGGUUACCGUCCAACAACUCAACGAGCUCCUGUCUAACGGCAGCGGCUUCUACAGCCUACCGACGCAACACUUCAACGAGGUCUUCCCCCGGAUAUACAUCGGUAACGCGUUCGUAGCUCAGAAUGCAAUGCGUCUGCAGAAACUGGGAGUGACGCACGUCCUCAACGUGGCGGAGGGCACCUCCUUCAUGCACGUCAACACCAGUGUGGAGUUCUACACCGGCACGGGCAUCACGUACCACGGCAUCCAGGCCAACGACACGGAGCGGUUCAUCCUCAGUGCCUUCUUUGAGGAGGGGGCUGAUUUUAUUGACAAGGCGCUGGCACACAAUAACGGCAAAGGGAAAGUGUACGUACACUGCAGAGAAGGCUACAGCCGCUCCCCCACCAUGGUCGUCGCUUACCUCAUGCUGCGCCACAAAAUGGAUGCCCGUCUGGCGGUGGCCACCGUGAGGCACAAGAGAGAAAUCGGCCCCAACGACGGCUUCCUUCGCCAACUGUGCCAACUGAACGAAAAGCUGGCGAAGGAGGGCAAGCUGAACGGGGGGGAGGUGGGCAAACUAAAGACCAAAUGAGAGCGAGCCUCUCUCAGGCUUUUCAGCUGCUCUCGGAGACUGACCCCACCCUGACCAAACCAGCACCCAUGUGACACAAACAUACAUGCAUUUAUCUAAUAAUUAAUAAUAAUAAUUAAUAGGUAAUUAAUCCGUCAUGCACACACACAUGCCGUUUUUCAUCUUCAGUUCUCGUCUGUCACUGCUGCUCUGUAAGGGGACCUCAGUCAGUCCUCCUCCUGCUCCUAUGAAGAGUGCGAUCUCAAAUACAGUCUUCUCUAGACUCCACACCACACAGAUGUGCAGACGUACCUUAAAGCAUUCCUUCAAUAUUCCCCCAGAUGGUGAGAACCUCACCCUGAUUUUUAAAGAUUUCCUUAAAUAGAAAGAUUAUAGCACAACCAUUGCAUAGUUUUCCACUGCCGGGAAUGUCAGCGAGUACUCUAUAGAUUCCAAAUGAACUCUUCAAAUUGUUUAGAUGGAUGGCCAAACGCGAUGCAGCAAAACAAGCCAAUAUGUGAAUGGAUGGAGGAAAAUCCCAAACAUUCCAUGAAAAGUGAAAAACAAAAGCCCCUCGGAGUUUUGUUUUCCCUCUCAAUCCUUAAAAAAUAAAUCCCUUCUAUCAUUUAGGGCCAGAUAUUUAAUGCACAAACGAUUCACACUCCAAUGCACACACUGCGGAGCAUUUCUGUCGGCAUCCUCCACCGUAUACGGCCUCUAGUUUCACAGCGGUAGCAUCACAUCCCUCGGCUGGCAGCAGCGACAGCAAAGGUCGAGCUAAUUAAAAAUAACGAGCCGCUGCGUGGGGUUGUUCGCGUAGCCGCCAUGUUAUGUGACGUUAUUUUAGUUUGUCAUUGAGCUCAGUCAGCUUACACACAGGACAGAUCACAUUUAGGCAACUGAAUAUCCUCUUGAAAAGAAGCUUCAAAUGAGCUAAUUGACAGUAUUUCAUCUCUAAAGUGGCUUAUUGACAAACUCGAUUUUCUCCUGCAUUAGAAAUAAUAAGAGGAGAGUUAUUGUAACUUUCUGUAAAGCGGGACUGCGUGACAAAAUGUCAUGUUACUCAACAACUUCUGUUAUCUGGAUGCAAAGAAGAGGUUUAGUCCUGAUGAUUACACUCACACAAUCUGCUGGUUUAGUUUGUGUUUAAUAUUAAACUAACAGAUCAAAUAUAAUCCUAUUUUAAAUCAGCCCAGCUGUCUACACAGGCCACGCUCUACUCAAGUGUAUUUUUUACGUUCAUAGUUUUAUACGUGUACCUACAGUGGUUGUGUUUCAGGCUCUGAACGCUGCCAAAACGCAGAUGACCUACGAUCAUUACUGUACUUGAACGCAUCCUGUGUAGACGGCCUUUGUUGCCUUUUAACUUAAAGGACGUCCACCACGCUAAACCAGCUGAUUAUAAAAAUGCUGUUUAAGCACGUUUUGAGAGGAUCUCCGCUCACACUAAAAGACCUAAACAACAGGGACACUGCUGAAUCUCUUUUUCCUCUAUUUUGGUUGACAAAACUCUGUUUUAAUGAAGCCACGGUUCAUUGGCAUAUUUUAUUAGUUUUAGUUGUCAGAAACUGAAUGAGCAUAAAGUUGAGAUUUGAUGGUGACUCCUAAAUGCUACCCAUUGAGGUGAACAGUAUUUCCUGCGCUGCUGCACUGAGAUGUCCGACAAAAUGAAAAAACUCACCAACUCGCUGGUCAGGCUCAAGCUCAUUUUUUUCGAGUCAGAAAAACUCGAAAUUUGUGUGAACAAAACCCUAAAAUACGAAGAAAAUGUUGACAUUUAGCCGGCUUAGUGUGGACGUACAACCCGGUCGCCAGAAUCAAUGUCAGCAUUGUACGUUGCUGAAACAACGGAUACUUUGAAUGUCGACUUUUCUAAACCAAAAAUCAUAUCGGUGAAAGUCCUGUUUGUUUUAACAUCCACCACCACUACCAACCGCCCUCAGUGGACGUUCUCGCUCGUUAUAAAACUGUCGCUCGUUGUACUACAUCACGAAAUUGAACGUAUCCGUGGUUUUUCAGAAACGUACAAUGCCAGCUUUUUUUUCCGUGGCGACGUUGCUAUAUUUUCUUAAAAUAUCCAUAAACACGCCCACAUUACCAACACCACACCAAAAUGUCCAGUAGCUUUGGGGUGUUAAAAGCUGAUUUCACCCGUAUACCGCCUUCAAACUAGAGGCCUUUAGUUUUUAACUGUCAGACGCGUCACCAGGGGAGGAAGUCACGCCGCUCUUUCAACAGAAAGGUUCCAGUCAUCACGCCAGAGAGUUGCCCACUGCCAAUUCCCUGACUCAGCCAUUCGGUCAGUAUCCAAUACCACUGUUUCAUCAACACAGUCUGUCAGAGGUCCAUACACAACAUGUCUCACUCCUCAGCGUGUGUCUAUUAUGCCUGACUUUACGCACACAGGGGGCCAAGUCACAGUUUUUGUUUGUAUGUACUUGCAUUGCAAUAUAUGUCAAUACCCCAUCAGAUAUAUAGAAUGUACUCACAUCUAAAUAUCAGACUGUAGUUGUUACAUAUAGGCAACGGUAGUCUGACACAUCUUUAAAGGUAUUCAUUACUUGGCAUAAUACUGUACACUAAACCUAGUGCCAGAAAGGACGGCAAUGGAGUGUUUUAAAAAAAACAUCCUGCAACAGGUCACUCCUCGGGAGUUUUGGACACGGAUUCCCAUCAGAGUGCAGCGGUUUGAGACAGAAAUUCGGAGCUGUUGAGCUGGAAGACCGUCAGCAUCCCUCAGAAAAGAUUGUCGAUAGUUCUGCCACUCUGCCCUUACGCUUCACGUUCGGUAUUUCUCGUGAACAAACAGCCUUGUUAGCAUGAAUCCAGAGAGGAGAGUGGAAACUAGGUGGUCUCACCUCAUUAAUGGCACUAUUUAUUCCUCCUUUGAUAUAUCUGUAUACAUAUGAAUAUAUACAUGUAUACUGUAUAUACAUAUUUAAGUGUUGACAUAUAUGAAUGUAUGAGCAAUGUGUCUAUAACGUGUAGGUAUCGUCAGUACGUCUCAAGUCCUUAUAUAUCAUGUUAUAUUUGUAUAUGACAUCGUGGAAUAGCUCCUCCAUUCUUUCUGUUCCACGGUCGAUUCAUACAUUCAUAUUCAAAUAUAAUGUACAUGUAAAAUGUUGUGAUGUUUCUUAUCACAAUUGUGCAAACCUUGCUUUAUGACAGCAGGGUUCUUCCCAGCUGGGAUACUGAGGCAUGCGAUCAUCGUGUUUACUAGUGGUUUUUUGUACAGUUUUUGAGUUUUCAUGGUAACUUAAUUCAUAACAGACAGCAAGAUGCAGGUGGCAGCAUAAGAUGGAUACGGUGGAUUGUCCUGCGUAUGGCCGCACACGUCGCCAUGUCCGAGGACACGCUCGUCCCGUCGCCCGUUCAUUUGGUGCUGCAAAACUUUUACUUUCUUCCUCGACGGACGUUUUUCUGUGAGGAUCAAUAUCUGGGUUUCUUUGCAUGAGAAUUGAUUCUCCAGCUACACUUUUACAUUUCAAUGCCAUGUUUUGAGCUGCAAAACAUCACAAAUAUUCACCUUUAGCUGCAGGCUGAGGUCUCUCCACUAGGGGGAGCUGUUCAGUUUAAGACCGGUCUGUGGUGUUCAGCCAGUCUUCAUUUUGCUUUUAGAAUUCACAAAAAUAAAGACUUAAACUGAGCCUGCCCACCAGUUUUGGUCGGGACACUUGGCUCGGGGAAAUCAAGAUGUUUAUUAUCACUAUUUUCAGAGGUUUCGUAGACCUAACAGGUAAUCAAUUAGUCAAGAAAAUAGACGACAGAUCAGUCGAUAAUUCCAAUAAUUGCUUCUCUUGUCUAGACUAUAAUUCCAGUUUUGAAUAUCUCGGAAGAAACGAAUGUGUAUACGACCAUGGUGAAGAUUCAGAGGGCCAGUGAGAAAAAGUACUGCUGACUGAAAUAUAAACAAAUACAUCUCAUAAAAUCCAAUCUUAAAACAUGCAUUGAAAUGUCAAAUGUUGCUGUGACCUCUGAUUCAUUAUUGGCCCGGAGGAAAAGUCAGAGAAGUGACUAUUAUCAGCUGAGUGAGAACACGAGUGCAGUUGUGAUGUCUCUCAUGGGGGGGGGGGGGGGGUCACAGGUUUGCUCCUGUCAUUCGGUCAUCUCAUGCACUUGAAAAUGUUUCAGUCCCGCGGAGCAACACGCUUGAUUUCACUCAUCUUGCAAGCGCUUUGUGUCCGGCAAGAUGAAUCAGGUGCAGCCGCUGGAACUCGAGACCAUUUUCAAGUCUAGUUUAGCGCAUGUGUCUCACCGAAUUGUCCCACCGCCUCGUCAUGAACCCCAAACCACACAACAGUGACGUUAUUACAUAACAAAAGGCAGAGAGAACCGCGUACCUCUGUUAACUCAAACGAACACAUUGAACACCGAGAUUGUCUUGUGCCAAGUGACCUACUGUGUUGUACAAAAAGCCAUUUCCAUGUUUAUGAUUGGCUUUUUUUGGGGGGGGUUUCACUCAUACAAAUAUUCACAUCUGCUCUACAAUACUGCCCUCCUUCUGAAUUCACAAAACAGAGCAACAACAAUAGCUCUACACAGUUCAGUAUUUAGUUGAAAUUUGAGAAUUAUUGGGGUGAAAUUGGUCCAGGAUGAGGGUAUGUACUUUAUAGCA
Molecule: messenger RNA, 5455 nt
Organism: Anarrhichthys ocellatus (wolf-eel)
Lineage: Eukaryota; Metazoa; Chordata; Actinopteri; Perciformes; Anarhichadidae
Gene: dusp3a
Product: dual specificity phosphatase 3a
Exons: 3
Coding region: 211-861 (216 amino acids)
Biological process (GO): protein dephosphorylation; negative regulation of MAPK cascade
Cellular component (GO): cytoplasm
Molecular function (GO): MAP kinase phosphatase activity; protein tyrosine/serine/threonine phosphatase activity
Source: RefSeq, a predicted model, not a curated record